This is a messenger RNA of Schistosoma margrebowiei, 2789 nucleotides long. The record is from the annotation of a GenBank genome assembly. NCBI's taxonomy places the organism in Eukaryota, Metazoa, Platyhelminthes, Trematoda, Strigeidida, Schistosomatidae.
CGGAAAAACUGUCUUGAACGCUACUUUGACUUCAUGGAUCAAGUAUCGUCUAAAGUGAUACACGAUGUUAGUGGUCAGAAGAAACUUAUUAGUUUCAAUCCAAUCCAGGGUCGAAUCACAACUCAAACAGUCCGGGAUGAAGAAGAAUAUAUGGAGCAUCUGGGAAAAAUAAUACAACGCGAUUUUUUCCCUAGCCUUACCGCAAACGAAGAAAAGGGAGCCGAUGAUGAAUCCAGUGAGCUUAAAGAUAGAGGUGCACUUCGCACCGAUUCUCAUAACCCUGAAAAGAGUAGACAUUGAAUUGGAAAGUAACUUGGAGACUUUAGGUGAUCCAACUGCUAUGUCUUUGGAUAAAUACAUGGCUAAUAAUACCACGGAAGAUGAUGCAUCCUUCGCCGAACUAGUUGAAGAAAACGAAAAAAAGCAGAGAAUCAAACUGGCUCCUUUUUUCCCCUCUCUUCAGUGUUCUGCACCUGCACCUUUGGACGAUUCAAAAACCUUGGCUCUCCCUGGUGUUUCAAAUGCUGUUGUUGGACCUAGGGUCACAAUUACUGGGAACAAUGCUGUUCAUUUUAAUCCUGAUGGUGUAUCUCAAACCAGGGAGGAAUUGCUGGAAUUUUUGUCAAAGGAACGCAAAAUUGUACCAACUAAUACUCGCUUCAAGAGACCUUUCCCAGUAAAUCUAGAAAAAAAACGUACAAUGAAACAUUUACUUGCAGCAAAGCUGGGUCGUGUCGGUCUUAAUGGUUUAGAAAUGAACUCACCAUACGGAACUCCUCAGGCUUCUGGGUAUAAAUUUCUUGAUUCUUCCCCUUCACCGAUGGCAAUGUUUCCUCACACACCUUUGAUGACUUGGGGUGAAUUGGAUUCGACACCUUUCCGACUAGAUGACAGCGAAACGACACCAUCAGUUGUAUCUGGUGGUCCAGCCUUUCGUAUCCCAUCUCCUUCUCAACGUGAACAGCUUGCCCACCAAUUAGCAGAUAAAGCAAGUCGUCAACGUGUGCGUGAUCGUUUGGAAGCAGUUAAAAGAAUGCAGUCAGCAGCAUCAAGUCCAUCACGGUCGCUACUCUCUCCUGCUGCUCUUCGUUUACUCACUUCCAGCUCAUCGAUUAUAAAUAACGGACCAAACAGCCGACCUUCAACUGGCACUACUCGUAUCGGUGGGCAGACAUGUUCUCCUCUUCCUAAGGUCAAUACUCCUCGGCGUAUUCCAUCUGAUUUGGGUGUUGUUAGACGUCCGAAUUCAGCACGUUCAACUCCUAAUUGUGAAUCGGUGAAACCGAACAUUACUCAUAAGAAAAUUCUUCUAGAACAUGGUGAUAUCCAGGUUGAUAAACCGGAAUCUUCUUCAUCAAUUACAGAUAACUUACUGAAUUUAAAAUGUCAAAAUUUGUGAUUCUUUGUAUUUAUCAAAUCAGAAAAAUUUCAUGUAGAUAUGCCUCCAUUACUGUACUCAGACCCAUACUAUUUUGUACAGUAAAUGAGUACAGUUUUUCUCUCUGUGAUUUGCUUCUCAAUUAAAUUUCUUGUUAAGUGAAUCAUUUUUGUUAAGUUCUACACUCUAUUCAAUACUAAUUCAUACAGACAUUAAGUCAUGUAUUGAAUGUGAAGUUUAUUUUUUGUAUUCCUUAAAUGAUGACUAAAGCACUAGUAGUAUCAAUAUCUAAGUAGUUUGUUAUACAUUAUUUGUUGUCAAAGCAAACGAUAUAUCAAAAUUAUCAUUACAAUAUCUUGCUUUUACAGAAAAAGAAAUCAGUUUGUUCGUAAAGUUGACUAAUAAACCGUCUUGGACUGGCUCGGUUUAAUCCGGUUUUUGAGAAUCUGAUCAGCUUACAUUUAGUUUUGUACCAGGAUUCUAAUCCUGUACUCACACUGGAUGGUGAGCAGAUAGAAGUAGUCGAGAAGUUCGUGUAUCUGGGUAGCUGCAUAAAUGCUGGUGGGGGUGUGAGUGAUGAGAUCAGUGCGCGUAUAGUGAAAGCCAGAGCGGCUUAUGCUGAUCUGGGCCAUCUUUGGCGCCUUCGUGAUGUUAGUCUGGCUGUAAAAGGUCGAAUCUACAACGCGUCGGUGAGAGCAGUUUCGCUCUAUGUUUGUGAAACCUGGCCUCUCCGAGUUGGGGACGUUAGACGACUCUGUGUUCGAUCAUCGCUGUCUCCAAAGGAUUGCUGGCAUCCAGUGGUAAUACCAUGUUAGUAAUGCAGAGGUUCGGUAUCGUGUGUUCGGGCACAGAGACGAUAAUUCAGUUGGUGUCACCAUCUUGAAACGUCGAAUUCGGUGGAUUGGAUAUGUUCUACGAAUGUCAUCCCAGAAAAUUGCACGUCGUGCAUUAUUUGUCGACACUGGGACUGCUUGGAAGAAGCGGAGAGGUGGUCAGUGUAUGACAUGGUGUCGUGGUAUGAAAGAAAUCUGCGAACGGCUGGCUCCUGUUGAUCGUUCACGACUCCCUGGCUGGGGUCCGAGAGAUGGUGCAACACAGUGGCUAGAGACGUUAUUGGAUAUGGCUCAGAAUAGAAGCCAAUGGAGAUCCUGCUGUAACCUUCUUUUACUUUCUUUAUAAAAAGUGGUUGUAUCUCCCGUAACUGAAAGGAUCCUUCGGGUUGUACCUUCCUGUUUCCCCCAUUAUUAUUAUUACAUUACCUUACACGAAUCUGUGAUCGUUAUUGUCCUUUUUUCUUUCACACACCUUACCUUCUUUUUUCUCUUCCCAUUCUCAUUGUUUCGUGUGGCACAUGUAUAUUUGGUGCCCCCUUGUACCAAUAUUUAUGUGUUCAAAUAAAUAAAUAAAGUGG